This is a messenger RNA of Ipomoea nil (Japanese morning glory), 990 nucleotides long. RefSeq lists its product as uncharacterized. The transcript has a single exon. The record is from RefSeq and is a predicted model, not a curated record. The coding region runs from base 1 to 990 and encodes 329 amino acids. Lineage: Eukaryota; Viridiplantae; Streptophyta; Magnoliopsida; Solanales; Convolvulaceae.
AUGGCCAUGCAGGUAACGCAAGAUUCUGGAGAACCGAUUCAUAUUUCGAACACCUUUGUUCCGCAGGUUUCGGAGACGGCGAGACGGACAUAUGCGCAGACAGUAAAGGGCCAAGCGGACAUGCAUGUGAGCCAGGAAGAGUGGUGCGACGAGUCCAGUGAUGAUGAUGACCAGGACGACAUCUCAGAUGAAGAGGAUGAAGAUCCACUUUGUCCUACGAUCCGACUGUCAAGAGCGGAGAUAGAGCAGAUCAGGGCACCAUGGCGGAAGGCGAUCAUCGUCAAAGUAAUGGGAAGGUCGAUCGGUUACGCAUAUCUUCUACGCCGGCUCAAUUCCAUGUGGAAACCAAAGGGGAAGAUGGAUCUAAUUGCGAUCGAUAAUGGAUACUUCAUCGUCAGGUUUGGCGCGGUUGAAGAUCUGGAGCAUGCCAUGUUCGAGGGCCCUUGGAUGGUCAUGGAUCAUUACUUGCUAGUCAAACCAUGGGUGCCGGACUUCGAUCCCUUCUCGGAUGUUACAGAGAAGGUGCUAGUUUGGGUAAGAAUCCCUUGUUUACCUGCUGAGUACUAUAACUUGAUCUUUCUCAGGAAGCUUGGGAACAAGGUAGGGAGGACAAUACGCGUUGAUCAGGCCACAAGUCUGGUGUCACGAGGGAUGUUCGCGCGCAUAUGUGUAGAGGUCGACAUUUCAAAGCCAUUGAUAUCCAAGUUUAAAUACAAGGAUCGAGUGCGUUCGGUGGCCUACGAAGGUAUACAUCUGAUAUGUUUUUCUUGUGGAAUUUACGGGCACUCCCCUGAUGCAUGUCCAAAGAAAGUGAGGCCUGAGGCCUCCCAAGACCAAGCACAGCAGAACGAGGUGGCGGCUAAGGUCCCUGAAAUGCCACGCGGGAUCGCUGUUGGUGCCGAGCCAUUUGGACAAUGGAUGAUAGCGCCAGGGAGGAAGGGCAGACCUGGAGGCAAACAGAUAGCCAACCCGUGUGUCCCAAGAGCGUAA